UUUGUGAUAAUGUCGGCAGAUUAUGAAGGGAGACCCAGAGACAAUGGCCCCGAGGGCAUGGAGCCAGAUGGAGUCAUUGAGAGUAACUGGGAUGAGAUCGUGGACAGCUUUGAUGACAUGAACCUGCGUGAGACUCUGCUCAGGGGAAUCUAUGCUUAUGGUUUUGAGAAGCCCUCUGCCAUCCAGCAAAGGGCUAUCCUCCCUUGCAUCAAGGGAUAUGAUGUCAUUGCUCAGGCCCAGUCGGGCACAGGCAAGACUGCCACUUUUGCCAUCUCCAUCCUGCAGCAGAUUGACAUAGAGCUGAAGGGCACUCAAGCUUUGGUCCUGGCGCCCACCCGUGAACUGGCUCAGCAGAUCCAGAAAGUGAUUCUGGCUCUUGGAGACUACAUGGGUGCGACAUGCCAUGCCUGUAUUGGUGGAACCAAUGUGCGCAAUGAGGUUCAAAAACUGCAGGCUGAAGCACCGCAUAUUGUAGUAGGAACUCCUGGUCGUGUCUACGACAUGCUUAACCGGAAGUUCCUCUCUUCUAAGUACAUUAAAAUGUUUGUGCUGGAUGAAGCAGAUGAGAUGCUGAGUCGUGGUUUUAAGGACCAGAUCUAUGAGAUUUUUCAGAAACUCAGUACUAGCAUACAAGUGGUGCUGCUGUCAGCUACCAUGCCUGCAGAGGUGUUGGAUGUCACAACUAAGUUUAUGCGUGAACCAGUGCGCAUCCUGGUGAAGAAAGAAGAGCUCACCCUUGAGGGUAUCCGUCAGUUCUACAUCAACGUUGAAAAGGAGGAAUGGAAGCUGGACACUCUGUGUGAUCUCUACGAGACUCUGACCAUCACUCAGGCUGUGAUCUUCAUCAACACGCGCCGGAAAGUAGACUGGCUCACAGAAAAGAUGCAUGCCAGGGACUUCACUGUCUCAGCUCUGCAUGGAGACAUGGACCAAAAGGACCGUGACCUGAUCAUGAGGGAGUUUCGCUCUGGUUCUAGCCGUGUCCUUAUUACCACAGAUCUGCUGGCCAGAGGUAUUGAUGUCCAGCAGGUGUCUUUGGUGAUCAACUAUGACUUGCCAACGAACCGUGAGAAUUACAUUCAUAGGAUUGGUCGAGGAGGCCGUUUUGGCAGGAAGGGUGUGGCCAUCAACAUGGUGACCGAAGAUGACAAGCGCACUCUGAGGGACAUUGAGACCUUCUACAACACCACCGUAGAAGAGAUGCCGAUGAAUGUGGCUGAUUUGAUCUAGAGCCUGAGAUCUAGAAACACCCCCUCUCUCCACCCCCCCACAAUCCCUAUAUCUUAAAUAAAGCACUUCUAGCUGGAGUAGGGCACAUGUAACUCCCUGCUCUUCCUCAAUUGCAAGUCAGUCGUUUUCAUCUUCCCCAAAAUUGAUCAAAUUUUAUAAAUCUCAGAUGCUGAAUGUACAUCUCUCUCUAUCUCCAUCAACUAUCGUCAUAAACGUGUUGAAAUAUGGGCUCAAAGCAGCAUGUUUUGUCACUGCUCUUAAAUAUUCAUUCUGGGCUCAAUUUUUAGUUUGAAAUCAUAAGAUGUUUUUGGGUGGGUAACUGGACUGCAGUUCCUGUUUUCCGGCUUCUGCGCAUUGAUGUUUUUUUUAGAGCACACCUCAUGUUGCUAAUGUACUCAAGCCAUGUGGUAAAAGUGUGCAAGCUUUUAAACCGUUAUGAAACGCUUUGGUAAGAUUUGAUUCAUCUCUUUCAGAUUUAGCUACUGGGACUAUAAAAAUCCAAGUAGUUUGUGUACUUGCUGUACUGUUUGCUGUAAAACUGUGCCAGAGCCAUUUAAUCACCCUUGAGAGGUGUAUAUAAGAUGGAAGAUGUCUGAGAGAAGGCAUUUAGAAUCGAAACCUUUGGAAGGCGUUAUUCAGAUGGCUUUUGACUGAAGGUGGUACUAUAAUGUGAUGGAAAUGUCAUAUUACAACAUUAUUGGUUUAUUUUUUACAUUUAAGUUAUUUUGUAAAUUGAUUUUGGUUUUGGAGGAGGGGGAAAUUUCAAUAAAGCUACAGCCUACCUUGUCAAA
Molecule: messenger RNA, 2021 nt
Organism: Danio rerio (zebrafish)
Lineage: Eukaryota; Metazoa; Chordata; Actinopteri; Cypriniformes; Danionidae
Gene: eif4a1b
Product: eukaryotic translation initiation factor 4A1B
Molecular function (GO): RNA helicase activity; hydrolase activity; nucleotide binding
Source: RefSeq, marked validated